GGGAAGAAACAGUCAGUUCAGAUUUCAAAAUAAAUUCAACAGAAGGGUGGUACUGGUUGUAAGAACAAUUCAGUGCAAGCAUUCAUUCCAAGCCAGUUCGUCUUUAUUCUCCUGUUCUACUUUAUAUAAGUGCAUUUUACUUUCAGGUCACUUUUGAAAAAAGAGAAAGCAAUACAUUUUCAUGGAGAAAUGGAUUCAGAGCUCACGUGAUUUCAUUUUGUUAGGAUUAUUACCACAAAAUCACACAUGCCUACUGCUUUUACUGCUCAUCAUCUCCAUAUUCUCUGUGGCCUUGCUUGGCAACUCAGCAAUGAUCCACCUCAUUCGUGUGGAUCCCAAACUCCACACCCCCAUGUACUUUCUGCUCAGUCAGCUCUCUCUCAUGGACCUGAUGCAUAUCUCUACCACUGUUCCCGAGCUGGCAUUCAACUUCCUCUCUGGCCAGAAAAGCAUUACCUUACGGGGCUGUAGAGUGCAAUCCUUUUUCUUUCUGAACAUAGAAGGUUCUGAGGGCUUGUUCCUGGCCUCCAUUGCCUAUGACCAUUUCGUGGCCAUCUGCCACCCUCUUCAUUAUCCUAUUCGCAUUAGCAAAAUGAUGUGUCUGGAGACGAUCAUAGGAUCUUGGACACUGGGCUCCAUUAACUCCUUAUCACACACAGUCUAUCUCCUUCACAUUCCUUACUGCCAUUCUAGGUCCAUUAACCAUUUCUUCUGGGAUGUCCCUGCCAUGUUGCCCCUGGCCUGUAUGGACACUUGUGUUUUUGAGUACAUGGUAUUUGUGAGUACAAGCCUGUUUCUUCUCCUUCCUUUCCUUGGCAUCACAGCUUCCUGUGGAUGGGUCUUUUUUGCUGUCUUCCACAUGUGCUCAAAAGAAAGAAAGAAAAAGGCCUUCACUACAUGUUCAACUCACUUAACUGUGGUGACAUUUUACUAUGCACCUUUUGUCUACACUUACCUUCGUCCCAGGAGUCUCCGUUCCCCCACAGAAGAUAAGAUUCUGGCUGUCUUCUACACUAUCCUCACCCCUAUGCUCAACCCCAUCAUCUACAGCCUGAGGAAUAAGGAGGUCCUCGGGGCCAUGACAAGAGUCUCUGGGACAUUCUCUUCCACAAAAACUUUAUCAUUUCCUCUCUACUCAUAUUUCAGUCCCUAGAGAAUGACAGAAUAGUGUUGCCUAUUGGAAAUGUAAUGUGUCCCCCACACAUGUCAUACCUUUCUGGUGACUUAUUACUGGUUAAUAUUAAAUAGUAUGUUCAUUAUUACAUAGUAUAGCAAUUAUUCACAUGUUUAAAUCACAACAUUAUAGUCAGUUA
Messenger RNA from Peromyscus eremicus (cactus mouse), 1313 nucleotides. Its product is annotated as olfactory receptor 2L13-like. The record is from RefSeq and is a predicted model, not a curated record. The coding region runs from base 182 to 1153 and encodes 323 amino acids. The transcript has a single exon. Gene Ontology annotation, biological process: G protein-coupled receptor signaling pathway. NCBI's taxonomy places the organism in Eukaryota, Metazoa, Chordata, Mammalia, Rodentia, Cricetidae. Gene Ontology annotation, molecular function: olfactory receptor activity; G protein-coupled receptor activity. Gene Ontology annotation, cellular component: membrane.